Messenger RNA from Nanorana parkeri, 1287 nucleotides. It is a transcript of the gene AURKA, whose product is annotated as aurora kinase A. The annotation marks the transcript as partial. Gene Ontology annotation, molecular function: protein kinase activity; ATP binding. The record is from RefSeq and is a predicted model, not a curated record. The transcript has 8 exons. Gene Ontology annotation, cellular component: chromosome passenger complex; spindle microtubule; spindle pole centrosome. NCBI's taxonomy places the organism in Eukaryota, Metazoa, Chordata, Amphibia, Anura, Dicroglossidae. Gene Ontology annotation, biological process: mitotic spindle organization; meiotic cell cycle; centrosome cycle.
AAUCUUCCACUUGUGUCUGGCCCUAAUGUGAAGAACUUGCCUUCUCUGUCUGAUGGCCCCAAACGGAUCCCGGUGACACAACAGCAGCAGCAGAAACAGAUGACCCAGGUGAAGCAGCCUGCUACCGCCCUUGCUGCAAAGAGAGUGCCUUGUUCCUCUAAUGUUCCGCAGAGAGUGCUAUCUCAGAAACCACUUGUAAACAAUCAAAAGCAAGUAAGCCCCCAGACAACCAAUCAGGCUCCACUUAAGCCUGUGCAGCAAGUGCAGACUGCAUCCCGCACACAGCCAGCGAAUGAAAACAGAGACCCGGCUUUAUCAAAUAGUUCUACAGCUGCCCCCCCUGCAGAAAGGAAAGUUGUUGUCGAUUCAAGCCUAUCAGUAUCCUCCACUACUACUAUGUCUAAUGUUCCAUGUAAGAAGAAGCAGUGGUCUCUGGAGGACUUUGAGAUAGGCCGUCCUUUAGGUAAAGGAAAGUUUGGCAAUGUGUACCUGGCCCGGGAGAAGCAAAGUAAAUUCAUCUUGGCACUGAAGGUUCUCUUUAAAACUCAGCUGGAAAAAGCCAACGUUGAGCAUCAGCUGCGCCGGGAGGUGGAGAUUCAGUCACACUUGAGGCACCCCAACAUUCUACGGCUAUAUGGCUAUUUUCAUGAUGCCACUAGAGUCUACCUUAUCUUGGACUAUGCUCCCCGGGGGGAGCUCUUCCGGGAGCUGCAACGGUGUACGCGGUUCGAUGAUCAGCGAACUGCUACUUACAUAACAGAACUGGCUGAUGCUCUACUGUAUUGCCAUACCAAGAAGGUGAUUCAUCGGGACAUCAAGCCUGAAAAUCUGCUCCUUGGUGCCAACGGGGAACUUAAAAUAGCAGAUUUUGGCUGGUCUGUGCAUGCCCCGUCAUCUCGGAGGACCACGUUGUGUGGCACACUGGACUAUUUACCCCCAGAGAUGAUUGAGGGACGAAUGCAUGAUGAGAAGGUGGACCUGUGGAGCCUUGGUGUUCUGUGCUAUGAAUUUCUUGUGGGGAUACCUCCAUUUGAGACAAAAACCCACCAGGAAACCUAUCGAAGGAUCUCUAAGGUGGAUUUCCACUUUCCCCCAUACGUGUCAGAGGGAGCAAGGGAUCUCAUCUCCAAACUGUUGAAGCAUAACCCAGACCAGAGGAUGCCACUGAAAGAUGUCCUUGAACACCCAUGGGUGGUCCAAAACUCUACCAAACGACCAACAAAGGCUGGCAGUAGCACAGCGAAAACCCUAUGACAAACAGCCGAGACCUCUGUGUUGCGAUACUGC